GCCUACUGAUAGGCCUAAUUUCGCACGCGCAUGUCCUUCAGCUGCCUGACCCGAGAUGUGCAGGGUUGACGAGCGUUUACAGUGUAUUUUAUCGCCGAGGCAACGGGGUGUUCCUUACGUACGUCAGCACAACGACGGAGGUUCCCGCGGUAAGGUGUGUUUGGUUGUGUGUGAGAGACCGAGCGACCGAGCUAGAGAAAGAGAAAGAGAGAAAGAGAAAGCGUGCGCGAGUGAGUGACAGAGUGUGAAGGGGGUAGAGAUCGGUCUAGCGGAAGACAGAGAACAGCUCCACUCAAGAGAAACCGAGAGUGCGCACCAAACGCAUAGCAGACAGGGAAAAUCAUAUUUGGGCUGAACGGUAUGCCACGUUUACCACGGAUGUUGCGGUAGUCAGACUGCCCCUGGGGAGAGGCUCUUGUCAGCGUUUUAUCAUCUCAGGGAUUUCAGAAUGGCUCGGGUGGGAAACGGAGCUGGAAACAAUGACAUUGAUGAGGACUGUUUUGAAGAUGCCUUCGAUCGGAUCCCUGUGGCCUGUAAGAUGGACCUGCAGACAUCCAUUGAGGAGUGCAGCAUGGCCCUUAACCUUGUCCUCAAUAACAAGUUUUCAGAGGCCUUGGAUCUCCUCCGGCCCUGGUCUAAAGACAGCAUGUAUCAUGCACUGGGCUACAGCAGCAUCCUUGUGAUGCAAGCAGCCAUGACCUUUGAGCACAGAGACAUCCAGGCUGCCAUGACGACUAUCAAGGAAGCCCUGCACACUUGCCAGAGGUUCAGAAAGAGAACCUCAGUGGUGGGAUCCAUAUCCAGCCUGGUAACCAAACAAGCCUCAGACAACUUGAAGGAGGAGGAAAUGCAUGCAGAGAUCUGUUAUGCUGAAUGCCUGCUACAAAAAGCCACACUAACCUUUGUACAGGAUGAAAAUAUGAUUAGUUUCAUCAAAGGAGGAAUCAAGAUCCGCACAAGUUACCAGAUUUACAAGGACUGCCAACACCUCUUGAGCGCGGCUCAGGAGGGCGGCGUGGAAACAGAGGCCUUAAGACAGUUUGAGGGUGGAGUCAAGCUGGGGAUUGGCUCCUUCAACCUGAUGCUGUCUCUUUUACCAGCAAAAAUACUGAGGCUGUUGGAGGUCAUUGGGUUUUCAGGAAACAGGGAGUUUGGUCUUUCUCAGUUGAAGGAGGGGGCAGGUAGCAACGGCCUGAGGUCCAUACUGAGCGUGCUCACACUGCUCUUCUACCACACCUACGUUUGCCUCAUACUGGGUACUGGUGAGGGUAACUUGGUCGAGGCAGAGGCCCUAUUGGAGCCUUACCAGGAAAAAUUCCCAAAGGGUUCCAUCAUCCUGUUCUACACAGCCAGGAUUGCUACACUCAGGGGCAACUUUGAGAAGGCUCAGUUGAAGUUCCAGGAGUGUAUUGGUGCACAGCAGCAGUGGCGACAGAUCCACCACCUGUGCUACUGGGAACUGAUGUGGUGUCACUCAUUCCAGCAACAGUGGGGACAAGCACUCAAGUACGCAGACCUGCUCUUCAAGGAGAGCCGCUGGUCCAAGGCAAUCUAUAUGUACCAGAAGGCGGCCAUUUUGAGCAUGAUGUCGGAGGAGGAAGUGCGUCAGACUGGUGAGAAUGUGGUGGAGCUCUUCAGGCAGGUUGAAGGGCUGAAACAGCGUUUAGCAGGGAAAUCCAUCCCCAUUGAAAAGUUUGCUGUGAGGAAGGCUCGGAGAUAUGCAUCACCCACACCUGUCAAACUGGUCAUUCCUGCCCUGGAGAUGAUGUAUAUAUGGAAUGGCUUCACCAUUGCUGGAAAGAGGUCAGAUGCUGCGGAGGCCCUCCUGAUCACCAUCGAGAAAGCAGAGCAGAACCUACGCACCACCCCCAAUGAGUACACUGUGGAUGACGAGUGUUUGGUGCAGCUGUUGAAGGGUUUGUGCCUGAAGCACCUGAAUCGGCUACUGCAGGCAGAGCUCUGUUUCACACAGGUGCUGGCUAGUGAGAAGAGGAUCCGAUACGAUCACUAUCUUGUUCCCUUCACACUCUAUGAGCUUGGGUUACUUUACAAACUACAGGGGGAUUUCGCCAAAGCAACCAAAUACGUUGAAGAUGCAAAGUUGAACUACAAAGAUUACUCCAUGGAAUCACGACUCCACUUUAGAAUCCACGCAGCGCUGAACAGUCUGAAGAGCUCCCCAGUGAGCACACCAUAACACACAAAGACACCAACACACACACACCAUAACACACAAAGACACACCAACACACACACACCAUAACACACCCAGACACACCAACACACACACACACCAUAACACACCCAGACACACCAACACACACACAUAAGCCAUUCUAGCCAUCUAGCCAGCAACUCAUUACUCUGCUGCACCUACAGGGCUUCUGGAUGGGUGCAAUGAGAAGUCAUUCUUCAUUCUCACCAAAGAAAGACAAAUGCUUGAAAUCCCCCCCCCCCCCACACAUAUACACACACACACACAUAAACACAAACAUAGACAUGAACCUUGUAAGCACACUCUGUAUCACACACAAGCAAACACUUACACACAAGCAAACAUGCACAGGCACGCACACACACACAUACACACACACACACACACACACACACACAUACAAACAACAGGGAGGGGAGGCACAAAGAUGUGUGUUAGCUGGUAAUGACACACUCAGAUGUAAACACUUGGAUUCAUGAGGAGAUUCUACUGAAGGGAUGUAAAGAUUUCAAACCGAGACCAAAUACAACUGUUUGUGUGUUUCACUCCUAUGGGUGCAAUAAUUAACAUUUUGAUGGCCAUUAUCGAUAUUAGUCUUUUGCUGUUGUUAUAUUAUAGUGUCUUAUUAUGUAUGUCUUAACUGUCGAAAGUCUGCUUUGGGCUGCCUUUGAUGCCUCUCAGCAAUCUGAAGGAAAGAGGGUAAAAAUGUUUUUUAUGAAGCAAUAAUAUUGUAACAAUAUUAAUAACAGUAAUCAUUUAAACCUUCCUGCUAUGUCAUUUGCAGUGAUUGUGUGUUUUUCUUUUUUUUUGGUAAACAAUAUAAACAAGUAAAUGAUGCUGGCUCUUGGAAAUUAACAUAUUCUCUCUCGGACCAUCAUAUACUGAAUCCACACAUGAAAACACACUGACAAACUUGCUGACGUGUGUGUGUUGAAUGUGUGUGUGUUUAUUGAACUAGCUGGGAUACAACUGAUACAUAUAUUUGUGUGUGUGUGUUUAUGUAGAGAUGUUCUUAAAGCCAUAACCUGCUUAUAGAUCAGAAGUGUCUCGUGUGUGUGGGGGGGGGGGGGGGGGGCUAGUCAGCAUUAUAAGAUAGCACAAAUAUGGAAUGUAUGUCUGCUCUGUGUAUGUGUAUGUAAGCACGCAUCUAGUCUGGUCUGUAUGUUGUUCUGUUGUUUGUGUGUGUGUGUGUGUGUGUGAGAGAGAGAGAGAGAGAGAGAGAGAGAGCGCACAGUGUAUGUUUUGUGAGAGGAAUUUCUGUCUUUGAAGUCUUUUAGUGCCUGAAUUACUGUUAUGUUUGAUUAGCAGUGUGUGUGUGAAUGUGUGAAUCCAUGUGUCACUGCUGCUGUACAAUGACCAAUAAAACAAGUACACUCCACAGGCA
Molecule: messenger RNA, 3599 nt
Organism: Alosa sapidissima (American shad)
Lineage: Eukaryota; Metazoa; Chordata; Actinopteri; Clupeiformes; Clupeidae
Product: tetratricopeptide repeat protein 39B
Exons: 19
Coding region: 449-2197 (582 amino acids)
Molecular function (GO): protein binding
Source: RefSeq, a predicted model, not a curated record